AUGGACAUGCUUCGGACCUCAUCAAAUAUUGACGCUGUAAGGCCAUUGGCUGGGGUAUCUAGUCGUAAUAUAACCACGCCCAACAAUUACACACCGCCUCCGUGGGUUAAAUUGCUGGUUGGCAGUAGCGGGGCGGGCAAUGGUGGAGCGGCAACCUCACCAGACGGUGGUUCCAGUUCCGCCCCACCACUAUCACCAGGGGGCUCAGGCGUCGUUGGCGGCGCUCUGUCACCCGGGGCUGGAAGCCAUGCCAGUACACCGGCCGCCUCGUGUUGCGAUACCCCUCGGCCUAUAAUCACAGACCCGGUCUCCGGUCAAACAGUUUGUUCCUGCCAAUAUGAUGGGGCUAGACUUGCUCUCUCCUCAUAUCCUCGGUUAUCAAGCGCCGCGGUGGGGGUAUACGGCGCCCCCUACCCAUCUACAGACCAAAAUCCGUAUCCAAGUAUUGGCGUCGAUAGUUCAGCUUUCUAUUCACCUUUGUUUUAUCGUUUUUUCUCCUCGUUUGGUUUUGGCGAUAGCGUGGCGUGCAAGGCAUCCAACCGGUCCGUGAGCGCCGGGCCAGAAAACUACCGACACCUCGAAACUUGCGCCGCCACCUUGUCACGAAACAUUAAUAUUUAA
This is a messenger RNA of Pieris macdunnoughi, 621 nucleotides long. The record is from the annotation of a GenBank genome assembly. NCBI's taxonomy places the organism in Eukaryota, Metazoa, Arthropoda, Insecta, Lepidoptera, Pieridae.